Molecule: messenger RNA, 5598 nt
Organism: Colletes gigas
Lineage: Eukaryota; Metazoa; Arthropoda; Insecta; Hymenoptera; Colletidae
Gene: mats
Product: MOB kinase activator-like 1
Exons: 6
Coding region: 561-1214 (217 amino acids)
Biological process (GO): hippo signaling; positive regulation of protein phosphorylation
Cellular component (GO): nucleus; cytoplasm
Molecular function (GO): protein kinase activator activity
Source: RefSeq, a predicted model, not a curated record
GUGUGAUUAUGUCUUUACAAAGAGCAUUGAAAUACAAUUAUUCCGUAUGUAGUAAUAGAUUCCGUGCAUUUUAGUGCAUCGGUGCGACAAUUUUUAAAUCGCAUGUUUGGAUCGCGUUGGAUAGGUCAACGUCUUGCACCAAAAUUGCGGUUUCCGCGAUCAUCCGAUUUAAAUCCGCUUGACUUUUUUCUUCGGAGUGCGAAUCAUAUGAUCUGAUGUUAAAUUCUGACGAAGAUAUCGUGUACAGUAAAAUGUUGUAAAUUGUAAAGUUAACGAAAGUGGUUGAUGCGUCUGCGGUCACGUCCAAGCAGAGGUCGUGACUGCAUCUAAAAAGGUGUUGUCCCGUACGGCAGUAGAACGAUUGAAGUCGAGGGAUCGCGGAGAAGGUAGUUGACAAAACGUCUAUCGUACAAUCGUGGAAAGUGUAUGGUGGAUUUAAAGGAGUAUCGUUCACAGUUAAACUUCAUAGUGUUAUACGGCCCGAAGAAAAUCGACGACACGCGAAGACCGUGUAUAAUCGUGAAUCGAAUAUCAGCGACAGGUCAUCGCACGAGCGCACAAUGAGCUUCCUAUUCGGAAGCAGGUCUUCAAAAACCUUUAAGCCAAAGAAGAAUAUUCCUGAAGGAACUCAUCAAUAUGACUUGAUGAAACAUGCAGCUGCUACCCUAGGUUCUGGGAAUUUGAGACUCGCGGUUAUGCUUCCAGAGGGUGAAGAUUUAAAUGAAUGGGUUGCGGUAAACACUGUUGAUUUUUUCAAUCAAAUCAACAUGUUGUAUGGCACCAUCACAGAAUUUUGUACAGAAGAAAGUUGUCCCAUCAUGUCCGCUGGACCAAAAUACGAAUACCAUUGGGCUGAUGGACAUACUGUCAAGAAACCAAUUAAAUGUUCAGCGCCAAAAUAUAUUGAUUAUUUAAUGACAUGGGUGCAGGAUCAGUUAGACGACGAAACAUUGUUUCCUUCAAAAAUUGGUGUCCCUUUUCCAAAAAAUUUCUUGUCCAUUGCUAAGACAAUAUUAAAACGGCUGUUCAGAGUAUACGCUCAUAUCUACCAUCAACAUUUUAGCGAAGUUGUACAGCUCGGCGAGGAGGCACAUUUAAAUACAUCGUUCAAACACUUUAUAUUUUUUGUUCAGGAAUUCAAUUUGAUAGAGAGACGAGAAUUAGCGCCGUUACAGGAAUUAAUAGAGAAAUUAACGGCGAAAGACGCUCGAUGAAUGAUCUCAAUCGUCAUCCGAAAACUCCUCCAAAGAAUCUCACCCGUGCUAUCUUUUAACAAACGUGUAACUGCGCAUGUUAUAUUUAACUAACCCAAUCAUUGCUAACGCGAUCACUGCCUCGAAUCAGGAUUAGCUGAUCAUACGACAUUUUAUUCAUUUACGAGAAGAGAAGUGACUGAUAUAUGUUUCAUAACGAACCACGGAUUUAUUAAGCAGAAAAUGAUUCUCGAAAAAAAGCUAAUGUUUUGGCUGUUUACGAAACGGAAACGGUAACAUUAUGGUAAUGAUUAAGAGGGUGAAGAUUACUAAUGUAGACUUUUGUAAAAUAGUUAUACAUCCGAUACGCAUCGUAGUACUCGUAUUGUUUUAUGUUUUGAAAAGUGAAAUAUUUUUAAUUAAUCGAGGUUGACAACAACGUUCUCAAGCUGGAGAACGUGCAAGUCAACGUGAAUCAUACACGAAGAGAUUAAUUCAUAUCGGCUGCAGAACAGAUAUAGCUUUGUAAACUGUUCAAACAACGAUGAUACUCGGUCUUGCGCUUCUAUUUUCAUCAUUCGAUAUUCCAUCUGAACUAUCGCGUUACACAAUUCUAUUACCCCUUUAAAAGUAUCGUCGCUUUCCAUGAUCGGAGCGAUAAGCUGGUUUAUCCGAUAACGAGAAAACAAAAGAAAAGAAUGCUCUCGAUCGUAUUUUUAACUAGAAACAGUUCAAAACGUUGCGUCUUCGUUGUCGAAUGAGUUGAACGAAUCGGAAUAUAAUAAUGUUUAUAUUACGAUACUGCACAUUGUUGGUAUAUCAAAUUAUUAAGUUAAUAUAAUGCUAUUAUAUUACUUCAUAAUAUGUAAUUAGUUUAGACGAUUAUCGUGUUAAGCGCUUAAUAGAAACUAUUUAUAGACUUAGGAAUUUUAUACGCACUACAUUUUAUCCUUUAUACGAGUGAGUUUUGAGUCUGUUCUAUUUUAGAAAGCAUAUUAUAUUUAAGCCGUUUACGUCGUAUUAUUGGAAAAAAUGUUUGAUGAUUUUUAUCAUCUUUAUCUAGAAAUUGUUUGUUUGUUGAAUAUGUGAAAAAUUGACGCGCGCGUUGACGGCAUUUCCCUUAGAGAACGGAAUCAUCGAUUCACGGAGAUAGUCAUGAUUUCACGGUUUAGAGUUAAUUCUCAAUGGAUGCAGGGUAUCCCAGGAAGAAUGGAAAGGACAAACUUUUCGCAUACAUAUAAUAAACACGUGCGACGUGUGUACUUACGAAACAGUACACGUUCUCAUGGGUUACAUUUCGCUAUUAAGAGCAACUUGAUAGAGAUAUCAAAUAGGAUAUAUUCGUUUGUAGCGCGUUCAGCAACGUAUGUUUAUUCUCUCGCUUAUAGGAGAUGAGAUGUUAAUAUAUAUAUAUACAUAUAUAUAUAUAUAUAUAUAGUAUAUCUUUAUAUGCAUAUAUAAAGAUGCUUACUGUUUCCACUCGUGGCGAGCUAUACCGUUGCAUUCAAGUAUUAAAUGGACGCAUUGUAUCCGCUUGUAACGAUAGAAAUACUUUUCUGUUCACACUCUGCCCUUUGCUGUGAUGAUCAGAGUUUUGCAUUUUCACGUAACGUGCAACGCUUAUGCGGAGAUAUGAAUUUAAGUAUACCUUCGUACUGCUAUCGAUAUAAAUUGCAAUUGUUUAGAAAGAAGAAGAAACGUAAAAGCGUUUCGCCUUCGCGUUGGGGGGGGUGGAAAAAUUGUCAUUUUUAAUUGUUGGAAACGAAUUUACUUCCAUUCAGAGUGUCCCGAGACGGAGUAUCAUGUGAAACAGUUGCUUAAACGUAACGAAAUUUGUUCUUUUUUUCAAUGUUUCUAAUUUUGCAUUUAAUAUUAACUCGGAAACAUUUUUCAAAGUAAUUUCAAGACCAUAGAUCAACAAUAUCUUGAUACUUGAUAAUUAUUUCAUGGAACAUUUGUCUCGCAGCAGUCUGGAUAUCACGAUCCAGUAAACGCGAAGUUGGAAAUUAAAAAGAAUUCACGAGGCGUUCUAUCUACACACGCGUACACACAAGAAAUGUGCAUGUUGCAUUUGAAACGAGCGUAGGAACAAAUGAUAUAUUUUUAAGCGUCCGAGGACCGAAUACACGAGGAAUUUUAUUUGUUUUCUCGAUCGGCGUUGAACGUAUCGUGACACCGUAUGUAAUUCAUGUGAUACUAUUUGAUGUCAAUCGCGAGAGGAUCAAUGAGAAAUUUUACGAGGUCCAGGACUAAUAUAAAUGUAUUUUAUUAUAAACGAUCGUAAAACGAGUAGCUUUGAUAACGAUGAUAUUUAUCGACGAUAGCGGAAGGGGAAAGAAAGUAGGUACGAAAGGAAACUGAAGAAAGGUCCAGACGAUGGGGUUUUUUUAAUGAAUGAUGAUGGUGUUUACAGGUGCGCUGAAUGUAAAACGUAUAAACAAACAGUAAUAACAAUAAUAAUAAUAGCUCGUAACGACGAUAAUGAUUAUACUCAGUACUUAAGGAUGAAAACAGGAGUUGUACCUUGUAGAUACAUUUUUCUCGCAGAAGAAACGAUGUUGCGUCUUUUAAAAGCGACCUCGUCGAAUAGUUGUGUUUGCUAUAGAAGUUAUUUCACGCAGUAACACUGUUAUGAAUUACAAUUAGUAUUAUUAAUAUUAUUAUUGCUAUUUAUACACGUAUACGUACCAUGUCACGGCGCUAAAUGAUCAUCCCUAGCAUUCGGAUAUUUUCACAAUGUAAACUCGGUAUGUUACGUUUUCGACUGAUCUGUCGCAGAAACUGUUCUCUUUUUGGGAAAAAUAUACGCGAUAUUUUAGUAAACAGACCACUGGUACAGAGAAUAGUUUCGAGGAUCGAAUUGUCGUCGACGUUAUGUUUGUUUCUUUUCGGGUAUAUGCUGGGCAUCGCUGGAAGCUCUUGUUUAAUGCUAAUCGAACCAUUUUAAUCCUUUUAAUGAGAUUUUACAAUUAGUUACAAAACUACACGAGUCUUUCAUUUUAAUUUAAAAGAAAGACGAAUUAAGAAAUGUUGGAAAAUUGUGGAAAUUAUACAAUAAUGAUCUUAAUUAUUAAUAUUAUUUACAACAGAAAAUAUGUUCGUUUUUAACCAGACAAACGCUCGUGUAAAACUGUAUUCGAAGUCCAAAAAUUUGGGGUCAGGUCGCAGAAGUAAUACGAAAAGAAAGAAGAUAAGUUAAUGGGGGUAUACUACUGUAAAACGCGUAUUUUUUAUAAACAAAGCAAACAACUAUACAACUUUAUUUUGUUGAAAUUUUCUCAAAGUAAAAUAAUCAUCAUUUCUUAAUUGAUUCUUAAUUAGGACGAAUUUGACUGUAGUUAGUUAUCAAUUUUUGAAUGUUUUUUGUCAUUUUUGUGAACUAAAAAGAUAGGAAAGGAUCAAGGAAUUUGGACACAGGAUAUUGCACAUGUAAACUGUUUUUCGAGCGAAUGUAAAAAAGAAACCAAUUGUUUAAAAGAUUUACAGUAGAAUACCUUCAUAACAAGACAAGUUUAUGUUCGAAAUUAAUUUUCAAAUGGCUUUCGUCGUGCAAAGAGCUUUCAGAAAACUGAUUGUCCAUUCGUUUUUUAAUAACGCUGGUGAUAUACAUACAUAUACAUAUAUAUCUGUGCAAUGUAAAUAAUAUUUUUCUCAAAUAAACGGAAGCUGACGCGUAACCAGGACACAACGUUGCGUUCUUUGCACUCUCGUUAUAUUUCAUUGUUUUUAGUUUAAAAAUCGUACUGGAACCUUAUGGGAUAUCAAAAUGCACGCGUACCCGGGUAAUUAAUUGUACUUAUAUUUUAAUCCGUGUGAUUUGCACGUACUCGGACAUUCCUAACCUCUAUUUUACGAAUCCUCAAACACACGGGUAUCUAUGUGCUUGAUGCAUCUGUAUUUUAAUUCGAUUAUAAACCAUAAAAAUAAAACUGCAUAUCUAACAGAAAUACAUAGAUUAACGUUUGUUAAGGUAGUAGGGGUAACAAGUAAAUCAGAAGAUACAAUUACGAAUUAUUUAAAAAUAGUUUUAUUUAAAUAACAUUGUAUUUUGAUGUAAAAACGUAAAAGUAUCGACACUUUUUGGCAGUAGACAAUUUCUUUCCGAUGUAAGAAUACUCUCAGCCAUUAUGCUACCAACAGAUGUACCUUAGUUUACCAUGGUUUCGCCACGACAUAUUGAACGAAUCCGUGUACUCACGGAUAAUAAAAUGCAUAAUUGAUGUGUAUUCAGAAUGUGGAUUCUGUAUACAUUGACGUUACCUUGAUAGUUACAAUAAAUUUCAGAUACAUCUGUCCUGUAAUUUUCGUUCUUCCACAGACGAGGUAUUCGACUAGAUCUUAGAUCCAAUGUAUUUUUCCAGCCUAUUUCCCUGGGGCUCUCGAGCCCCAUUACCAUUUUCGUGUC